Molecule: messenger RNA, 882 nt
Organism: Gossypium arboreum
Lineage: Eukaryota; Viridiplantae; Streptophyta; Magnoliopsida; Malvales; Malvaceae
Product: receptor-like protein 33
Exons: 1
Coding region: 1-882 (293 amino acids)
Molecular function (GO): protein binding
Source: RefSeq, a predicted model, not a curated record
AUGGUUCAUGAUACAUUUCCAUUUUGGUUAGAGAAGCUACCUUCCUUGAAGGUUCUCAUUUUGCGAGCAAAUAGAUUCUACGGCACAAUUACAAAAUUCAACUCGAAAAAUGGGUUUCCAAAGCUACGCAUAUUGGACAUUGCUUCCAACAAUUUUUCAAGCGACUUGUCCAUUGAAUUUUUGCAAAGCUUGAAGGCAAUGAUGCAGAUAACAAAUGAUGACAAAGCUAAGUUGGAUUACAUUGGGGAGGACUAUUAUCAAGACUCUGUGACAAUUGUUAACAAAGGGAUUGAAAUGUUCUACCAAAAGGUCUUGACGAUUCUUACUUGUCUUGACCUAUCCAACAAUAGUUUUCAUGGGAGAAUACCAGAAGAAAUAAAAAUGCUGAGGUCACUCAAAGUGCUAAACUUGUCCUAUAAUAGCUUCUCUGGCGAAAUCCCAGUAGCACUUCAAAACCUAAAAGAUCUAGACUCUUUGGAUCUCUCACAGAAUGAGCUGUCAGGGAAGAUUCCUCCACAGCUUACAACUCUAACUUUCCUAGAGGCACUGAACUUGUCUUACAACCCACUUGAAGGGAGCAUACCGCAAGGCAACCAAUUCAGUACAUUUUUAAAUGAUUCUUACCGUGGGAAUCCAAAAUUAUGCGGUCAACCAUUGUCCAAGAAAUGCAAUGAAGACCGUCUUCCAGUGCCACCGCCUCCAGGGGAGGAGGAACAGUCAUGGUUAUAUGCUAUGUCAACUUGGAAAAUUGUUUUGAUAGGUUAUGGUAGUGGUUUGGUCGCUGGCCUAUGUAUCGGAUAUACAGUGUUGAAUGAGUUGGGAAACAUAUGGGUUGAUACGUUCAAAAAAUAUGGGAAAAGAAACAGAAGAAGAUCUAGGUGA